AUGGACAACCACACCACAGUGAGCACAUUCCUCCUGUGGGGAUUUUCCAGUUUCCCAGGACUAGAGAACCUGCUCUUUGUGGUAAUUUUCUCUUCUCAAGUGACAAUCCUACUCGCAAAUAUGUCCAUCAUGGUGGCCAUCAAGUUCAAUCACAACCUUCACACCCCAAUGUAUCUUUUCCUCUUUGGCCUGUCUUUCUCUGAAACCUGCACCACUAUGGUAAUCAUCCCCCACAUGUUAGUGGAUUUGCUUUCAGAAAGCAGGACCAUUUCUCUUCCUGAGUGUGCCACGCAGAUGUUUUUCUUCUUUGGUUUAGGAGGAAAUAACUGCUUCAUUUUAGCUGCCAUGUCCUAUGACCGUUACAUUGCUAUCCACAACCCACUGCGUUAUCCCAUGCUGAUGACCAAAAAGAUCUGCUGUCAGUUUAUAAUGGCUUCCUGUAUAGUUGGAUUCCUAGUUUCACUGUCCUUUGUCAUCAUUAUAUUCAACAUCUCUUUUUGUGAAUCUUAUACCAUCCAGCAUUUCUUCUGUGACAUCUUGCCUGUGGCUAGCCUUGCUUGUGAUUAUACUCUGUAUCAUGAAAUGGCUAUUUUUAUGCUCAGUGCCUUUGUGUUAGUGGGCAGUUUUGUUUUAAUUGUGAUUUCAUAUGUUUUCAUUUUAUCUGUAGUUAUGAAGAUGCCUUCUGCAAAGGGAAGGUACAAGGCUUUCUCCACCUGCUCCUCCCACCUCACUGUGGUGUGUAUACACUACGGAUUCGCUUGUUAUAUCUAUUUGUGAUCCAAGAGCAGUGACUCCUUCAGUGAAGACAUGCUGAUGUCUGUGACAUACACAGUGCUGACCCCUCUGCUUAACCCCAUUGUUUACAGCCUAAGAAACAAAGAGAUGCAAGUGGCCUUAGGGAAAGUACUAAAGAGAUGCAAGUGGCCAGCUGUCAGUUUAUUUCUAGUUGGUAAAUAA
Messenger RNA from Cavia porcellus (domestic guinea pig), 957 nucleotides. Its product is annotated as olfactory receptor 10T2-like. Gene Ontology annotation, cellular component: plasma membrane. The record is from RefSeq and is a predicted model, not a curated record. Gene Ontology annotation, biological process: G protein-coupled receptor signaling pathway; detection of chemical stimulus involved in sensory perception of smell. The transcript has a single exon. Lineage: Eukaryota; Metazoa; Chordata; Mammalia; Rodentia; Caviidae. Gene Ontology annotation, molecular function: olfactory receptor activity; G protein-coupled receptor activity.